GGAUGUCUGGCUCUCUGGGAUACGGCUGGACAGGAGGAUUACGAGCGAAUCCGACCCCUUUCCUAUCCGGAUACAGAUGUGAUACUAAUCUGUUUCAGUGUUGACUCUCGCAUAUCAUUUGCAAACACCAAACUUAAAUGGGAGCCAGAGAUCAACACAUAUCUGCCAAAUGUGCCGAUAGUACUCGUGGGCAACAAAUGUGAUCUAAUUUCCGAGAAGACAGUGACAGCUGAAGAGGGCUGGAAAAUGGCCGACACUAUCAAUGCUGUGGCAUAUCUCGAGUGUUCGGCGAAGAAUCUGUUCGGCCUUAAGAAAGUGUUUGACGUCGCCGUCAGGGCUUCCAUACAGAAGGAGAGCCGACGGCGAUCCGGAUGUUGUCAACUGCUAUAG
Medioppia subpectinata is the source of this 390-nucleotide messenger RNA. Lineage: Eukaryota; Metazoa; Arthropoda; Arachnida; Sarcoptiformes; Oppiidae. The record is from the annotation of a GenBank genome assembly.